Messenger RNA from Brienomyrus brachyistius, 1533 nucleotides. RefSeq names its product gremlin-2-like. Gene Ontology annotation, biological process: animal organ morphogenesis. Gene Ontology annotation, molecular function: receptor ligand activity; BMP binding. The coding region runs from base 219 to 719 and encodes 166 amino acids. The transcript is spliced from 2 exons. The record is from RefSeq and is a predicted model, not a curated record. Lineage: Eukaryota; Metazoa; Chordata; Actinopteri; Osteoglossiformes; Mormyridae.
GACAGCGAUAAUAUCCACAUGUUGGUGACUGAGAGGGGCCAGAAGGGAGAGGCGAGACGUGCCGGGCAGAGCGCAGACACUGGGACGUCGGGCCCAGCUUGCAUGGGCGUCAGAGCCGUACCCAGCCACAGGACCGCUCGUGCCGGCCAGCAGCCUCGCACCCCCGCCGGAGCACAGCUUCCGGCGCUCACCUGCGCUGCAGAACCCCGGAAAGCAGGAUGUACUGGAGUCUCGUGUUAUCGGUGCUGCUCCUCGGAGUCCUGGGAUCUGCCGUGGAGUCCAGAAAGAACAGACCACAGGGCUCCAUCCCCUCACCCUACAAAGGCGGCAGCAACACGUCAGUCCAGCGUGGGCGCAAGCAGGAGGUGCUGGCGUCCAGCCAGGAGGCCCUGGUGGUGACAGAACGGAAGUACCUGAGGAGGGACUGGUGCAAGACCCAGCCGCUUCGGCAGACCGUGGCCGAGGAGGGCUGCCGGAGCCGCACGGUCAUCAACCGCUUCUGCUACGGCCAGUGCAACUCCUUCUACAUCCCGCGGCACAUCAGGAAGGAGCAAGAAGCUUUCCAGUCCUGCGCCUUCUGCCGACCGCACAAGUUCACCACGCUGACGGUGGAGCUGGACUGCCCUGACCUGCAGCCCUCGUUCCGGCACCGGAAAAUCCAGCGGGUCAAACAGUGCCGGUGCAUCUCAGUCCACGUGGCAGAGUCUGGCAAGCAGUGAUGCCCGGAAACCCGGAUGAAGGGGCUGCGCAGACUGUUUUACUUAUUUCUUCGUAAAGGAGAGAUUUUACCAGGGGUAGUAAUGCAAAGGGGACACACCUCUUAAAAAAGACACAAAGCAAAUUGAAGUUUAAGGUGCCUUGGUGCACCAGUACCUUAGAAUGAGUAGCUAGUCCACAAAUACCAAGAUUCCUUUGAUUUUGGGUGAGGGGGGAGCGUGGGGGGAGACAAACCUAACUAUAUAGAUAUAUAAAAAUAUAUAUAUUUAUCACAUUUCAUGGUUUGUAAAUACCUCAAGUCACAUGGGGCAUAGGUAUGCAAAACCUAAACUGGCCGACUGAAGUAUCAAGCGGAUAAAUGCAAACUGACGACUGUCGUUGAGAGCUGCAGACGGCAGCCCUAUGUGGAUGGAGCAGCUGAGAAUCUGGCUUCAGUACAGAUGGGAAGGUCUUUAAAAGCUUUCUGGGGGGGGGGGGGGGCAGCUUCAGAUGGGGAGGGAGUGCCAGAGACGCCAUGGAGACAGAGUGCCAAACUCAUAGCGAACGUCAAGUGAGCCCAGCGGUGAUAAGAGCAGGUGUCUUGGUCCUGGCUGAAGGGACUCCUCAAAUGACCUGGAACAAUGCGGACAUCGUGUGGUGGCAGCUGGGGUGUGGGGCGGGUGGGGGAGGGGGCGGUAGUAAGCGGAAUCCAUGGGAACAGGAAUCACAUUGCUUAUAUCAAGAAUGGGUAAAGGAGACGCAUACGAGGAAAAGGUGAACACCUAAUAAAGUGUAUAUAUCUAGAGAAAAUGAAUUCUAUUAAAUCUAUUUCAUAUA